AUGAUAUCUGAACCAGAGUCAACAACAACAACAACAACAACAACAAUAUCGGAAUUAGAUCAUCAUAUUAAUAAUAAUAAUAAUAAUGAUGAUAAUAGUGUUCUUGUUGAAAGUGUGAAAGUACCAUCAAUAGUUGAACCAACUAAUACUAGUGUGUCUACAUCUUUUACAACUACACCUACAACUACACCACCUCAUCUUCAUCACUACUAUGAUAAUAAUCAAUUUAAUUCAUUGGUACCAGAGAUUAUAGAGUCCCCUUUAGAAAAAGAACUUGAACAACAAAACCAACAAGAACAAACUUUAUCAAAUCAGUCGUCGUUGUUGUCGUCUGUUAUUGUUGAAUCUUCUUAUUCUUCUAGUAAUCCAGAGAUUAUAGAAGAGAUUAUAGAAGAGAUUAUAGAAGAGAUUAUUGAGGAUAGAGUACAACAACCACAACCUAUAGCAGCACCAACACCCAUCAUAGAAAAGGAUAUCAUUAAAGAGAAGGAGAAAGAGAGUCAGGUGGUUGGUGAUGAUCCCUCUUUUACAUUUACAGAUACACAAACAUCAUCUCUUUCAUUUUCACAACAAGAACAAGAAUCAAAGAUAGAAGUUGAACGACAAGUAGCACCCGAUAUUAGCGCUGAUGUUAAUAGUAAUAGUCAAUCCGAGGAUAUGGAGAUUGACCAUAGUCAACAAGAACAACAACAACAACCAGACACCAAUAAUUUAAAUAACUUUAAUAAUAAUACAAUUGUCGAUGGAGCAGCAGUCGAUACAAUUAUGGAUAAUAAUAAUAAUAAUGAUACCUUUACUCAGAUGAGUGACAAUAUGAAUGAUAGUUUAAAUAAUAAUAGUCAAAUGAAUGAUGAUAUAAUGAAUGAAUCAAUGGAUAGUAUACCACGACGAUUAGAUGAUAGUAGUACUACUCCAUUAGAUGUAUCAAGAGACAGCAACAACAUUCCAUUAGAGGAAUCAACAACUUCAACCUCUUCAACCGACAGCAACAAUAACAAUAAUCAUAAUAAUACAACCAAUAAUAAUAAUAAUAACGGAUUAUCUUUAUCAGUAGAUAGUAAUAGUGGUGGUGGUAGUAGUAGUAGUAUUAGUAGUAACUCUAUCAAUGCAACUUAUCAACCAACAACACAUUUAAGUAAUCUAAAUAAUUUAAACAAAUCACAACAAAGUGUGACGGCAUUACAAGAGGAUAUCUAUUGUAUAUGUAGAAGAGGUGAAUAUGGGUUCAUGGUUUGUUGUCAAAAAUGCGAGGAUUGGUUCCACGGACCGUGCGUAGGAAUCACCAAAGAUAUAGCUGCCCGAGUCAAUUACUUUCAAUGUCCAAUAUGUCAAGCAAAGGAACAGUGUGUUCCUUGCCGCGUUGUCAUUGAACACUUUGAUGAAAGAGAUGCAAAAAGAUAUGCAUUUAGAUUACAUCAACAGGAAAUGGAAGGAAUUAUUUUAUCUCCAAGAAAGAAUAAAAUAUUGGAGAAGAGAAAGAGAGAUAUCAAUGAUAGUGAUAGUUUUGGUCACAACAAUACAAGUACAACAUCAUCAACAACGACGACUACGACGACAACAACUACAACAAAUAGAGAAUAUCGGGGUAGUGGAAUGGACAAUAUUCCAAUAAAGAAGAAACCAUCUAAAUCAACGACUAUGACGGCAGCAGCAGCAGCAGAAGAGGAUAGAACAAAGAAACCAAAGACUUCUACUACUCCUACUACUCCAACUCCUAAAAAACAUAGUCAACCCAAAUCGACAACAUCCAGAUCUGGACCAAUGAAUGAACAGAAAAAGAAAAAGGUUACGAAUAAUGGGAAUAGUGGUAAUCAUUCCAAUAGUAGUGGUGGUAGUAGGGUUAUUUCAAGUGAUAGUAGUAGUAGUGAUAGUGAUAGUGAUUGGACAAGCAGCAGUAGUAGUAAUAGUAGUGACUCUGACAGCGGUAAAAAAUCUUCUAAAAAGAGCACAUCAUCCAAAUCACCAAAAGAAAAGGAAAAGGAUAAACUAAUUACAACACCAAAGAAGAAAUCAAAGGUUACAUCUUCAUCUACAUCAUCAUCAUCAAGGUCACCUUCACUUAAAUCAUCAACCAACUCUACUUCUACAUCGUCACCUGGAUCACCCAAAUCACUCAAAUCAUCGGCAGAAGGAUUAACAGGAUGGCAACAACAAUUGCAACAAAAUAACAAUCAACACCAAUUUUACAAGGGUAGAUUCCAGCCGAUUGAAAAGAUACCUGAUCCUUCAAAAUUGAUUUUGAUCAGUCCAAAGAAUCAGAAAAAGAAAAUGGCAGCCCGAGCUUCCAACGAAAGUGCACUUAAAAGUUUGGAAAGAGCUAAAAUGAUUCAUGAAGAAUCUCUUAGAAUGCAAAAGGAAAAAGAGAAUAGUAAUCAAUCACAACCUCCACCAACUUCAUCUUCAAAACCAUAUUCUUCACAAUUUAAAACUGCUACUAAUAAUAGUAGUAGUAGUAGUAGUAGCUCGACUUCAACUUCGACUCCAACCAGCAGGCCAGUAGAUAAACAAAAAUCAUCUACCUCACCAUCCACCGCAACCAACACCACCACCACCACAACCACCAACGUUUCAUCAAGUCAACCUUUUUCAAAUGGAAGUUCAUCACCUCCUACUACUACUACUACCACUGCUUCCUCUUCAACGACUACUUCAUCAUCGACUCAACCAGAAACACCAUCGAAAUCACAACAACAACAACAACAACAACAACAUUCUGUUUCUGAUAAUCGAUCAACUGUUCAAAAUCUAUUAUAUGAAUCUUUAUUAACUCCAUUUGGUGAUUCAUUUUUCCAAGAUUUAAUUAAUUCACAAAUGGAUAAAAUCUCAAAAGAAUUGGAGACAUUCGAGGUAAUCAAUGUAGAAAUUGAUCAGCCGUCCCAGUUGCCUGUUAAUAUUAUUAGUCAACAACAACCAGUUGAAGAAAAAUCACAAAUUAACCCUAACCAACAACAGGAACCAAUUGUACAGGUCCCAUCAGAAUCAACCAUUACCAAUCCAAUGGAUAUUGCACCACCAACUACUAUAGCAGAUAAUAAUAAUAAUAGUACUACUAUAAUACCGCCACCCAAUACUGCUGAAACAACCUCUACAAAAACUCAAUCACCAGAUUCAGCGACAAAGGCUGAUGCAUCACAUGGAUAUCGUGAUUUGUUUGGUGGAGCAGAUUGCACCAUGGUUUUGCAUCUGUACAGUCAGUCACUUCUAAUCAACCAACCCAUUUCACCAUCCAUUCUUCAAGAUUUUUCAAAAUUUACAGAACAAUCCGAAUCUUUUGAUACAAAUCUUUUUCCACCUCCCCCAUCUCAACCAACACAUUUGGUAGACAAUUCACAAUCUUUUAAUCAAUCAAUAGAUAAUAAUGUGAAUAAUAAUUCAACAACCACAAAUUUAGAUCAACAACAACAGGCAAAAAUGGAGAUUGAUUCAUCAUCACAAAUGGAGAUUGAUUCAUCACAAUCCCAACCAAUUGAACAGUCUCAACCAAUUGAGCAAUCCCAGCAAAACAUUUUCCCAACCCCUCCACCACAAUCACAACCAAGCGAGCAAAUCAUCUUGCCAACACCUCAACCACAACCACUCCCAUCAUCACAACAAACUCAAGAGAUACCAUCUCAACCAAUUGAAUCUAUCGCACAACAUUUAGCUCUAAACAAAUCACCGGUUUUAUUAUUAGAACAACCACGAUUUAUAGAUGAUUUGGAACCUUAUUUUAUUGGAUACAGUAGUAAAAUGAUAGACUAUGUCAAAGAGAAUGCACCUGCUUCUUUUUUUAAAAGAUAUGCUACGUUACCAUUGACUAAACUUCCUUGUCUAGACAUGGAAAAAAUAUCUGAAUUAUCUAAAAAUAUUGAAGCUGCUUUAUUUUCAAAAUCAGAUGGUCAUCAAAGUCGUGAAUAUGUUACAAAGUCAAGAUCAUUAGUAUUUAAUAUUAAAUCAAAUCCAGAGUUGAGAGGUGGAAUAUUAUGUUUUGAUAUUGAACCAAGAGAGAUUGCGGAAAUGUCACCACAAGAUUGGGCGACCAAUUCAUUGGCAGAAUUGAGAAAGGAAUUAAAGGAAAAGUCAAUGCAUCAAAUCGUAUUGCCAGAUGAUAAAAAGACAAUCAUCAAGAAAACGCACAAAGGUGAUGUGGAAGUCAACAUUGAUUCACAAAAGAAAGAGGAACCUGCAUCGGUGUCAAUUGGAACCAUCAAAGGUAUUGGUACAGAGAUUCAUCACCAUCAACACAAAAAUGAUGAAGAAGUAUUUGUUAGUUAUAAUCAAUUUGACAACAAUAAUGAUAUAGGUGUUGGUGGUCAUGAUAAUCCAUUUAUUGAUCAUCCAUCAUCACCAUUGGAGGAAAUUUCAAGUACAAGUAAUAAUAGUAAUAAUAAUAAUAACAAUAAUAACAAUUCAACAGAUGUAGAGGUACCUUCAUCACCACCACUACAAAUACAAUUGUUCAAAAAUGUAUUACUUGCUUUUCCACUGCUCGAAAAGGGUGGGUCUAAACUAAGAUCGUUCAAGGUCAAGUUUUCACAUGUCGGUGGCGAUCGAUCCGUCGUCCAAGCAUUUGCAUCAGAGAAAUUGGAUCAAAUCAGAUUUAUCGGAUCGAUGGAAGUUACAGCACUCUCGGAUUUUAUUGUACAGAUGGAGUCACUCUCCAAGACGCGUGCCAAGAGUAUUUGGAUGCUCGAUCCAUCAUCAGAGUUGGACCGUAAUUUGUACGACACGGCAUUCAAAGAGAUUUCAAAGUCAACGGCACCCGUUCUCGUUGCCAAGCCAACUCUCGUCUCGGGCAAGAUCAAUGUCAAAUGCAUUUAUCUGCUUCCUUGCAAACAAGAUGAAUUCCCAGAAUUCCUAAGGGUGCAAAAGUCAUCUACAUCGGUUGACGAUUCCUCUCCUUCUACCUUUAAAAAUUCAUUGAUUGCUGUUAUCAUCACUCGAAACACGGCAAGAAAACCUUCACAAACGACACCAAAGGAAAAGGAAGAAAAGAUGCACGAACAGUCAUCGGCGAGUAGAGUUUCAUUUGAUAGAGGUGGAUUUGGAGGAAGUGAUAUAAUAGAAGUCGAUCAUUCCGAGGCAAAUCCUUGGGCUGAUUCUCCUCCAAGAGAAAAUAACCAUCAAUCAGCCGAUCCAAGACAGUCUCCUUAUAGAUCACCGAGAAGACAUCAAAGUGAACAUUUGGCUCAUACUCCUCCUCAACAUCAGCAACAACACCAUCAAUCUCAACCUCAUCCACCACCACAACCACAUCAUUAUCCUCCACAACAUUAUCCACACCAUCCUCAGGAACAUAGACCUGUUCCUGACCAUCCACAACCUGCUCACCAAUAUCCACCAACUCCAACAAGAGAUGCACAUCCACCUCCUCAACCCUCACCAGGAGGAUAUUACCAACAUCAUCGAUCUUCUCCACCUCGUAGCCAAGAUCCACGAUUUGCUCCUCCACCACCUCAUACGAGUCCGUAUCCUCAUCCACCACCAGCAACAAGAGAUGAUCCAAGACAUCCCCAUCAUCAUCAACCGAACCAUGCUCACCCCCACCCACCUCCAGCACCCGCUGCACAUCCACCUCCCCAUGGAUACCAACACCCCCAUCACCCUCCUCCUCAACAUCCUACCCAACCACCUCAUACAAACCCUUACCCCCAUCAUCAUCAACCGAGCCAUUCUCACCCCCACCCACCUCCAGUACCUGCUGCAUAUCCACCUCCCCAUGGAUACCAACACCCCCAUCACCCUCCUCCUCCUGUUCCUGCACAUCAAGGAUAUCCACCAAAUCCUCAUCAUCAUCCGCAACACGACACACGAGGUGGACAUUAUGAUCAUGCUAGAUACCCACAUCCUCCACCAGCAGUACCACAAGCUGAUCCCAAUAGAUAUCCACCACAAUCACAUUACCCUCCUCAACCAGAAACCCAAGAGGGUAGACAUGUUCCACCUCCUCACUAUCCUCCUCAUGCACACGGAUACCCACCAAGGGACGAGGGUAGGGACCCACCACCCGUUCCAGAGACAAGACCACCUUAUCCACCCCACUAUCCUUCUCCUCCUCCUCCUGCACACAGUUACCCACCAAGAGAUGAAAGUAGAAACCCACCACCUGCUCCAGAUACAAGACCACCUUAUCCACCUCACUAUCCUUCUCCUCCUCCUCCUCCUACACAUGCAGGAUAUUCACCACAACCACCAAGAGAUGAGGGUAGACACCCACCCGCACCCGAGACACGACAUACACCUCAACCCUACCCACCUCCAACAGCUGAUGUUUAUUCACCACAACCUCCUCAACAGCCACCCAAUACAGCUCCUCCAACAGCAGCAGUAGCAGAGCCAGUCGUACCUGAACUCCAAAAACAACAAUCAGAGCCUACCCCUCCAAAGGAGAAUCUUGAAACCGAGUCUCUGGCACUAGUGGUAGCACCAGAGAAAGAAUUGUUGGUGCCAGAAGAGGAAGAUGAAGCAAAAGAAGAACAAGAGCCGACUCUUGCUAUUGAGAACAAACACGAAAAAGAAGAGGGCGAGUUUUCCUCGCCAUCCAUACCAGUUCUUGCACUUCCAAGCGCCGAGGGGCCAAAGAUUGAGUCUCCUGACGAGGAGGAACAAAAUCCAAUACAGGUACCAGAGCCAAUGCAAUUGGAGGAAGAUCAACCUCAAAAACAACUCGAAGCACCACCCCCACCUAAAGAGGAACAUCUACAGUCUCCUCCACCUGCUCCUCUUCCUCCUCUUCAACAAACUCAACCAAGGGACGAGAGAUAUAGUCCAGCACCAAGAGAAGGGUAUCCGCCACAACCACAACACUAUCAUCCCCCGACUCAUCCAUACCAUCAACCACAUGUACCAAAUGUUGUUCCUAGAGAGACAUAUCCCCCACCAGCACCAGCGGCGUCUCAUCCACCACCGCAACAUCAUCAGCCUCCAGCUCAUCCACAUCACCAACCACCCACCUCUCAUCAUCAUCAACCUCCUCCAUCCUCUCAUCCACUUCAUCAAUAUAGCGAUCAUAGAUAUGCUUAUGCGUAUCCCCCAAGAGCCCAACCACCACCAAAUCAUUAUCCCCCACAUCUGCCCUCUCAUCAUCAACCUCCUCCAUCAUCUCACGCACCAAGAGAAGGGUAUCCGCCACAUCCACAUCACCAACCACCUCCAACAUCUCAUCCACCAAGAGAAGGAUAUCCACCACAACCACAACAUCACCAACCUCCAGCUCAUCCAUAUCACCAAACACCACAACAAUAUCCACCUCAUUUAUACGAUCAACAUAGACCACAACAAUAUCCUCCUUAUCAUCAACCACCUCGGUAG
Messenger RNA from Cavenderia fasciculata, 7290 nucleotides. RefSeq lists its product as uncharacterized. The coding region runs from base 1 to 7290 and encodes 2429 amino acids. Lineage: Eukaryota; Evosea; Eumycetozoa; Acytosteliales; Cavenderiaceae. Gene Ontology annotation, biological process: DNA-templated transcription. The record is from RefSeq and is a predicted model, not a curated record. The transcript has 5 exons.